AUGGGCUGCAUCGCCUCCCGUCCGAGCGCUACGGCGCGCGAGCUCGAUGAGAAGCGUGCGCUGCUUGGCACAUGGGCCAGUGCCUCGGCCCGUGCAGUUACUGAUACAAGCGAGCGCCUCGCGGCGCUGCGCAAGCUGAUGAAAGAGGAGGACCUCGACGCGUACAUCGUCCCGACCGAGGACGCGCACGGGUCAGAGUACACCGCCGCGUGCGACCGCCGCCGCGAGUACAUUACCGGAUUCACCGGAAGCGCAGGAACGGCUGUUGUGCUGCACGGCUCGGCGCAUCUCUUCACCGAUGGCCGCUAUCACAUCCAGGCAGGCCAACAGCUUGAUACGAACUGGACCCUGCACAAGGUCGGCCAGGCGCACGUCGCCGACUGGCCUGAGUGGCUCACGGACGCGCUUGGGGAUCGGACGCGGGUCGGGAUCGAUGCGACGCUCCUCGCGUACUCGGCCGCCCAGCCGCUCGCCGCGUCGCUCGCCAAGCGCGGCAUCCAGCUGCGCUACCCCAAGGCGAAUUUGGUCGAUGCAGUGUGGACUGACCGCCCCGCGCCGCUCCUCACGCAGGUGUACGAGCACAAGCUAGAGUAUGCGGGCGUUCCGGCUGCUGAAAAGAUCCAGCAGCUCCGGGAAUGGCUCGCAGCCCAAGGCAAGAACCGUGCGUAUGUCCUCUCGUCGCUCGACGAGAUCGCGUGGCUGCUCAACGUGCGCGGCGCGUCGAUUCCGUGCAACCCCGUAUUUCCCGCGUAUGUGAUUGUCACCGAGAAGCACACGACGCUGUACGCGGACCCCCGCCUCUUGCACAAGGCCAAGGCGUACCUCGAGGCGAUUCCGGUGGCCCUUGCGCCGUACGAUGGAGUGUGGGACGCGCUCGCGGCGCUGCGUGCGCACGAUAUGGACCUGUACUUUCACGAGCGCGCGUCGGCUGCGCUGAUCGAUGCGGUGGGUCCGGCGCACGCGACGAUUCUCCCCCCCGACAGCGUCGUGGCGAUGGCCAAGGCGUGCAAGAACGAGACCGAGCAGCAAGGCCUGCGCGACGCGUACAUGCGCGACGGCGCGGCGUGGGUGCGCUGGGCUGCGUGGCUCGACGAGAAGAUGCGCCGCAAUGAGCCGGUGGACGAGCGCCAGGCCGCUGAUGCCUUUACCGCGAUCCGCGCCGAGGACCCGCUGUAUGCCGGCAUGCAGGCCUACGACCCGAUCAGCGCGGCGGGCCCUAAUGCGGCGCUGCCUCACUACGAGACGCCGGAAGAGAAUGCGCCGAUGCUUGACAAGGAUGCGCCGUACCUGAACGACUCGGGCGCACAGUACCACGACGGGACGAUCGACACGACGCGCACUGUGCACUUUGGCACGCCGACCGCCGAGCAGCGCCGCGCGUACACGCGUGUGUUGCAGGGCCACCUCGCGCUUGCCAGCGCGCGCUUCCCGGCUGGGACGACUGGCGCACAGCUCGACAUGCUAGCGCGGCAGCCGCUCUUCCAGGACGGGUACAACUUUUUGCACGGCACCGGCCACGGCAUCGGCUCGUUUUUGAACGUGCACGAAGGCCCCUACGGCUUCUCGUCGUCCUCUGGCGGAUCCAAGACGCCGGUCGCACUUGCAGAAGGCAUGGCGAUCAGCGACGAGCCCGGGUACUAUGAAGAGGGGUCGUUUGGCAUCCGCAUCGAGUCCAUCCUUCUUGUGCGCCAGAUGGGCACGCACCGCGGCUUUGGCGGCGAGUGGCUCGGCUUUGAGCUGAUUACGCGCGUUCCCAUCUCGACCAAGCUGGUAGACUUUGCGAUGCUGUCGCCCUAUGAGAAGCGCUGGCUCCAGACGCACAACGACCUGGUGAAGCGCGACCUGCUCCCGUUGGUGCAGGACGACAAGCGCGCGGUGCGCUGGCUCAAAGCGCAGUAG
This is a messenger RNA of Malassezia japonica, 1899 nucleotides long. Its product is annotated as Xaa-Pro aminopeptidase. Lineage: Eukaryota; Fungi; Basidiomycota; Malasseziomycetes; Malasseziales; Malasseziaceae. The coding region runs from base 1 to 1899 and encodes 632 amino acids. The transcript has a single exon. The record is from RefSeq and is a predicted model, not a curated record. Gene Ontology annotation, molecular function: metalloaminopeptidase activity.